AUGACAGGACUUGUCUUCCAGAUCGCGUCAGGCUACGCCCACUCCCUGGCUCUAACAGACGAGGGCCUGCUGUAUGCCUGGGGGGCUAACACCUACGGACAGCUGGGUACUGGCAACAAGAGCAACCAGCUCAGUCCUGUACAAAUCAUGGCUGAGAAGGAGAGGGGAGAGGGAGAGAGGCCCGCUGUAGGCAGCAAAAGGACAASGGAAAACACUGAAGAGGCGUGGCACAGAGAGACAGACAGGAUAGUGGAGAUUGCGGCGUGCCACUCCACACACACAUCUGCCUGUAAGACCCAGAGCGGCCAGGUGUACAUGUGGGGCCAGUGUAGGGGUCAAUCCAUCGUGCUGCCACACCUCACACARUUCUCCUGCACUGARGACGUCUUCGCCUGCUUCGCUACGCCGUCUGUCAUGUGGAGGCUACUCUCCAUGGAGCAUGAUGACUUCCUGACUGUGGCCCAGUCUCUGAGGAAAGAGUUCGACAGCCCUGAGACGGCCGACCUCAAGUUCAGCGUGGACGGGAAAUACAUCCACGUACACAAGGCUGUGCUCAAGAUCCGGUGUGAACACUUCCGCUCCAUGUUCCAGUCCCACUGGACAGAGGACAUGAAGGAGGUGAUUGAGAUCGACCAGUUCUCCUACCCRGUCUACCGCUCCUUCUUGGAGUUCCUCUACACUGACAACGUAGACCUGCCCCCAGAGGACGCCAUCGGGCUGUUGGACCUGGCCACAUCCUACUGUGAGAACCGUCUGAAACGUCUGUGUCAACACAUCAUUAAGAGAGGCAUCACCGUGGAGAACGCCUUCUCUCUGCUCUCUGCCGCCGUGCGAUACGACGCUGAGGACCUGGAGGAGUUCUGCUUCAAGUUCUGUGUGAACCACCUGACAGAGGUGACCCAGACUGCAGCAUUCUGGCAGAUCGAUGGCAACAUGCUCAAAGAGUUCAUCUGCAGAGCCAGCCGRUGUGGGGCCUUCAAAAACUGACUGACCACUAACCAGCCCCGAAGGAAGGACGAGGAAAGGGCUAGCAUGAACUGGUUUGGCUUGACACUACUUGGCCAUGGUAGAAAGGACAAAGAAGGAAAUGGUAUGAACWUGGAAACGGCUAGCUUGAACCGGAUCUCUAAAUUGCCAUAUUAUUCAUCCAUUGAGACAAUGUCUGGAGUGGUCAUCUGGRGWGGUCAUCWGGUGACUAUGGCUCACCUCCAGUUACACAGCCAAAGAAGCCAAAGCCAGUCCCUGCCUAUGCACCUAAUAUUCCACGCGGACAGGUGGCACUGUGGGGAGGAAGUUCCUUUACCAGUCAAAACAGUGACAUCAGAGUUCGUUGUCUGUCACUGCAUGUUUACAAACCUGCUAAAUGGCAUCAGACUACUCAGUUAGCGUCAGUUUAAUUGGAGGACCAUAGAUCUAGCUUAAGAUGGACACUGUUACAUGCCUGACAAUGUCUGGUGGCAGGGGAUGGCAGUCAACCCCCCCCCCCGAUUGCAGAUUAUUAUUAUAUAUUUUUUUGCAUCAAAGUUGUGUACUUUGCUCUACUGUUGAAGGGUUGGAUGUAGCUGGCCAGAAAUAUAUUUUACAGGGUUUAUGGUUCAGAGCCUGUGGAUGUUUUGAGGAAAUGACAGUUUCAAUAUGAUUUGUAAUAUGCUGUGUACUGACAAAGUAGAGCAGAGCUUGUCAUUUAUUCAUUCAGGCACGUUAAUUCUCGAGACUUGAGAUGAKCAUGGUGAUGCAAUGCAACAAUGAGCAGGAACUUGGUUUUCAACUCUUCAGUUCUUUUACCAGACAGAAAACAAAACAUUUGGACCAUAUACAACUUGUUACUCUGUGUGAAKURUUUUAUUCUUACAAAAAUAGAUAUCUACAUUUUUUACUAUUAUUGCAUUCCUUUGGUUGAGAUUACCUACCCCUCCACCCCAGCAUUUCCAAUCAUUCUGCUGCUUUGAAUAUUGUUUUAAUGGUUUAACGUUCAUUACUACAUUCUAAUUUACUUUGAAGCGAGUGUUUGUACUGAAAUUUAAAUUCAACGCAUUGUACUCUUAUUAUUCUUUUUUCAAAAAUAAUUUGUUGCUUAUGUUUUAUUUUUGCGAUUACAUUUAUUUUUGAAAUAUUUACAAUUAUUUAGGAUGGAAACAGUUGAUAUUGGUGCCACAAUUCUCAACAUGUUUAUCGACUUGCAAGUCAUGAGAUGCAACCACUUUGAAAUAAACAAAACUACAUUAUUGUAUA
Messenger RNA from Salvelinus sp. IW2-2015, 2232 nucleotides. RefSeq names its product RCC1 and BTB domain-containing protein 1. Gene Ontology annotation, molecular function: protein binding. The record is from RefSeq and is a predicted model, not a curated record. NCBI's taxonomy places the organism in Eukaryota, Metazoa, Chordata, Actinopteri, Salmoniformes, Salmonidae.